CAAAAGUCUAAGCGUAAAUCAUGAAUACUCUCUCACACACACAGCCUAAUUUGAGGCAUUCUUCUUCUUCUUCUUCUUCCCCAUCCUUCCGCCAAUUCACAGCGUUUCUUCCAUGGCGGCGACAACCUCAAUCAAUACACGCACCCAAACAACGCGCAACCCAUGCUUCAAUAUCAGUGCCUCACUUCUCCAACAACUCUGCGCCUGAACUCGGCAAGGAACAACCAAAAUCACCAGCAAAUCCAGCUGCUCUAACUCCUCUAAACUUUCUUGAAAGAGCUGCCCUCGUCUACGGCGACUUCCCUUCCAUUAUCUACAACGACAUCACUCGCACGUGGUACGAAACACGCAUCAGAUGCCUCAAACUCGCCUCUUCCAUUGCCGCCCUCGGCAUCAACCCCGGCGACGUCGUCUCCGUGGUGGCGCCCAACAUCCCCGCCAUGUGCGAGCUCCACUUCGCCGUUCCCAUGGCCGCCGCCGUCCUCAACAACAUCAACCUUCGCCUCGACGCCAACGCCAUCUGCAACUUGCUCCGCCACGCCGACUCCAAGCUCGUUUUUGUGGACUCGCAAUAUGCAGCUCUCAUCUGCGAAGCCGUUUCGCUUCUUCCGCCGCAUCACCGCCGCCCCGUUUUAGCCCUCAUCAGAGAAGAUGGCUGUGAUAUUGAACACAGUUCGUUUGAUCUUGAUUACGAAAGCAUGGUGGAAAACGGCGACGCGGCGUUCGAGUGGGUCCGGCCCCGCAGCGAGUGGGACCCAAUGGUGCUGAACUACACCUCCGGCACGACCGCGGCGCCCAAGGGGGUGGUGCACAGCCAUCGCAGCGCGUUCCUACAGUCGUUGAACACGUUAUUCGAAAGUUGUGUGCCGCAGCGGCCGGUGUACCUGUGCACUGUGCCGAUGUUCCACUCCAAUGGAUGGAGCUUCCCCUGGGGUAUGGCGGCGGUCGGCGGCGCCAGCGUGUGCCUCCGCCACGUCGAUGCGCCGUCUGUAUACCGAGCUUUGGAUGAGUACGGAGUGACGCACAUGGGCGGCGCGCCGGUGGUGCUCAAUAUGUUGAGCAACUACACGAGGAGCAAGCCGUUGAGCACUCCUGUCCAUGUCUCGGUGGGCGGAGCGCCGCCGCCAGCGGCCGUGCUUGGGCGGGCUGAGUCAUUGGGGUUCAUUGUGACUCACGGGUAUGGGCUAACGGAGACGCUAGGCGUUGCUGUGAUAUGCGCGUGGAAGCCAGAAUGGGACCAUUUACCAGGGUGCGAGAAAGCCAGGCUCAAGGCAAGACAAGGAGUUGGAUCUAUUUGCUCCCCUGAAGUUGACGUGGUGGACCCAAACUCCGGCGAGAGCGUGGCCCGCGACGGAUCGACGAUAGGGGAGGUGGUGCUGAGAGGCAGCACUUUGAUGUCAAGGUAUCUUAAUGAUCCAGAGGAAACGUCGCGGUGUAUGAGAGAGAAUGGGUGGUUUUGGACGGGAGACAUUGGUGUGAUGCACGAAGAUGGAUACUUGGAGGUGAAGGAUAGGUCCAAGGAUAUCAUAAUUUGCGGCGGAGAAAAUGUCAGCAGCGUCGAGGUCGAGGCUGUUCUCUACAGCCACACGGCCGUGCAUGAGGCGGCGGUAGUGGCGCGGUCGGACAGUUACUGGGGAGAGACGUUGUGCGCGUUCGUGAGAUUGAAGGAGGAGGCGGAGAAGCCAUCGGAGAAGGAUAUUAGGGAGUUCUGUAAGGAGAGAUUGCCGCUUUUCAUGGUGCCGAGGAUGGUGGUGUUCAAGGCGGAGCUGCCCAAGACGUCUACUGGAAAAAUUCAGAAAUUUUUGCUUCGAGAUAUGGCUAAGGAUUUCUGAUAAUUUUAUCUAUAGAGGGUAAACUCGCGACCAAACGUAACUUAAUUUGUAACUAGCACGCUCGUCCCGUGCGAUGCACGGUGAAUACUGAAA
Molecule: messenger RNA, 1925 nt
Organism: Salvia miltiorrhiza (redroot sage)
Lineage: Eukaryota; Viridiplantae; Streptophyta; Magnoliopsida; Lamiales; Lamiaceae
Product: 2-methylpropanoate--CoA ligase CCL4-like
Exons: 2
Coding region: 21-1832 (603 amino acids)
Source: RefSeq, a predicted model, not a curated record